AUGAGAGGUGAAUACUAUUUGUACCUCACUUUAAUAACUAUUUUUGUAUAUUUAGGGGUUUUAUUAAGAGUGGCUUACUUUACUUUAAUAGAGCGAAAAAGCUUAAGAUCUUUUGGAGUUCGUUUGGGUCCAGAUAAAACUAGUUUUUUAGGUUUUGCUCAGCCUAUUACAGACGGUAUUAAGCUUUUCAUAAAGGAGUUUGUUGUUCCAGCAAACUCAGCUAGAAUUGUAUUUUUAGCAAUUCCGUCCAUUUCUCUGAUUUUAUGUCUUUUGGGGUGGCAGAUUUUCCCGUCUUUUGCGGUAUCUAACUGAUAUUCUAAUGAUAUCUUAUUUUUCUUGGUAGUAAGUAGGUUAAAUGCACACAUCGCUAUUAUAAGAGGGUGGUCUUCUAAUUCUAAGUAUUCUAGGGUUGGGGGUGUUCGUGGAUUUGCUCAGGUUAUCUCUUAUGAAAUUUGCCUUAGAAUUUGUUUAGUUGUAGUGGUGAUUGUGAGGGGGAGAAUAAGAUUUUUUUCUAUUGCUGAGUCGGGGUGGUCUAUUUGGUGGGGAUUCUUUUGGCUCCCUGUGGUGUUGCUGUGGUUAACCGUAUGUUUAGCGGAGGCUAAUCGAGCACCAUUUGAUUUAGUAGAGGCGGAGUCUGAGCUUGUUUCCGGGUUUAACACCGAGUAUUCUGCUGGAGGUUUUGCUUUGUUAUUUAUUGCAGAGUACGGGAUAAUUUUGUUAUUGUGUUCGGUUACUGUUUUUAGGUUUUUUCAAAACCCUAACAUGCUGUAUGUAGCUGGGUUAUGUUGAGCAUUUCUAAAAGUUAUGCUGCUUGUGUUCUUCUUUAUUUGGUCUCGUGCAGCACUUCCUCGAUUGCGGUAUGAUUUUCUGAUGGUGGCAUGUUGGUCUAGUCUUCUUCCCUUCAUUUUAGGUGUUUAUUGUCUUAUUUUCUUUGUGUCUAAGGUUUAAAGUGAGUUCGUCGUUUGUUUUAUAUAGUAUUACAGUGUGUGUUUUGGUGAGGGCAAUAUUAAAGCAUUUUUCUAACUUUUUAAGCUAUUUAAUCCUAGUCGAGGGGGCAUGCGUUGGACUUGGAGCUAUAUUAAUGUACGCCGAAAGUUACAUUCCUGCUUACGGUCUAUUUAUGUUCCUAGUCUUAGUUGCAUGUGAGACUUCUUUGGCAUUGGGUUUGAUAGUGGGGAUUAUACGCAAUCCUGAGUCAGGUGUCUACUCUUUAUAUUCUUACGGGGAGUAAAAAAUGCAAAGAGCAAUUAGUACAACUUAAGUAUACUGGCUUGUCAUGCCAGAGGUACGCAUAAUUUAUUGCGGAUUGCUCUAAGUAAAGUGUUUUAUUGUGGCGCUGAAAGUUUUUUGUAAGCCCAGUAGCCGAUAAGUUACUUUUUAAUUUUAACUUACUUAAAAGUAGCUUUCGGUUGGAGUAAAAAUUAGAUUGAUUUUUUUAAAAAAAUAAACAAACUUUUAAAAAUUUUUUUGUGCAAUUCGUAUAGUGAGUAGGGAGUGAAAUAUAAUAUAGAAUAGGAAAGACUCUAAUAAUAGGGUAUGAGUAUAAAUAUAAAUAAUAGUAGUUAUAGAUAGUAUGUUAAAGGGGAUCUAGUUACAAGUGGGAAGGAAUGAGUUUCCGGGGGUCUAGAAUCCGGGUAUACCUGGGGUAUACCCAUGAAAUGAUAGAUGUAUAAAGUGUGUAAUAAGGGGUUAUAUGGCGAACAAAACUAAUACUGGUAGUUAUAAAAGACAGUUCAAGUUGAGUCAGGAUAUAAAGAAAAAUUUGUAGAAAAACAUAGCAAAAGGAACUCGGCAAAGCAUGGCCUCGCCUGUUUAACAAAAACAUCACUAAGAGAACCUCACUCUUAGCAGUACCUGCCCAGUGCAAAAUUGUAAACGGCCGCCCUAGCGUGAGGGUGCCAAGGUAGCGAAAUUCCUUGCCUUUUAAUUGUAGGCCUGCAUGAAUGGAUUGACGAGGGCCAGUCUGUCUCUUGCUUUGUGUAGUGAAAUUGGACUGAAGGUGAAGAUACCUUCAUAUAAAAGUUAGACAAGAAGACCCCGUGCAGCUUUUAAAAAUUUGUUAAUUAAGAGCAGUAGAUUUUUAGGUGGGGCGCCUAGGAAGUAAAACUUAACCUUCAUUAUAAUUUCUUUUGAAUUAAAAUAACUUUCUGGUGUAGACCCGGCAAGUCCGAUCGUAGGAGAAGUUACGCCGGGGAUAACAGGCUUAUCCAUUAGUAGAGCUCGUAUUGGCUAAUGGGAUUGGCACCUCGAUGUUGAAUUAAGGAUGAUAGCUCUAAGGCGUAGAAGCUUUAGAAUGUGGGUCUGUUCGACCUUUAAUACCUUACGUGAUUUGAGUUCAGACCGGCGUAAGCCAGGUCGGUUUCUAUCUUCUUUUAGAAUUUUCUUUUGGCUUGUACGAAAGGACUGCUGAGAGAGGAAAUUUCCUUGAUUUUAGAAUUGUUUCUAAGGUAGUAUGAAUGUUUUAGCCUGCUGGGUUUGUUUAGCUUGUUUGUUAAAUAUAGGUCAGGUUGUGGUGGUUUUAAACUCUUGGAUAUUAAUGAUUUUUAGAGCGCUGUUUAGUAUACUUGCUGCGGUUAUGGCUAACUGUGGUUUAAGGUUUUGAUUUUGUUGGGAGCUUGGACAUAUCUCCAUAAUUUCGGUGAGUCUUGAUUUUUGCAUGGACUGAAUUGCUGCUUUAUUUAUAAGGGUGAUUAUAAUAAUCUCCGGUUGUGUAGGGUUUUUCAUGAGGGUUUAUAUGGGUUCAGAAGACACAGUAAAACAGUUUAAUUUAACUCUAUACUCAUUUGUAUCGUCUAUACUUGUUUUAGUAGUUGCGAGAUCGAUGCCUAUCGUAUUGCUGGGUUGAGAUUGGUUGGGAGUGACUUCUUUUUUGUUGGUUAUGUAUUACGAGGGCAAGAAAUCUUUUGAUGCUGCUAUGAUUACUGCUCUGACCAACCGUGUUGGGGAUGCGUUGCUAAUUUGUAGAACAGCUGGUAUGUGUAUAGCGUCUGAUUUAAGUUUAGACAUAAAACCCUAUUGUUGAAGUUUUAUUUUUAUUAUUGGUUGUAUUACUAAGAGAGCUCAAGUGCCGUUUAGCAGAUGACUUCCUGCUGCUAUGAUAGCUCCAACUCCUGUCUCUUCUCUAGUUCAUUCUUCCACUCUAGUGACGGCUGGAAUUUAUCUGUUAAUCCGGUCCUCUACUUUCUGGGUGAAUUCCAAUGCAGCCUGUAGAUUGCUAAUGGGGGUUGGUAUUAUCACUACCACUAUUGCUGGAGUCAGGGCAGUUAUGGAAAGAGAUGUUAAAAAAGUUGUUGCAUUAUCAACAUUAAGUCAACUGGGUAUCAUGGCUUUUAGAUUAGGUUUAGGAGAAGUCGAAUUAGCUUUUAUACACUUAGUAUGUCAUGCGUUUUUUAAGGCUGGCAUGUUUUUAAGGGUGGGGUCUAUAAUUAGGCAUAAUGCAGGUAGCCAGUUUUUUAGAAGAUUUGGUAUGAACGUAGCAAGUCUUUCGCCUUCGGCUGUUUUCGGGUUAUUCAUAGGAAGGAUUUCCUUAAUAGGAGUUCCGGGCACUGCUGGUUAUGCUUCUAAAGAAUCAAUUGUUGCCUCGGGGUAUUCAAGAAACUCUUGGUUUACGGGGGGCUUAAUGUACUUAGGAAUUGGGCUGACUGCUCUUUAUUCAGUUCGUGUUCUUGUUGGGGUCACUGGGUUAGCUAAGCACGGUAUUCGAGAUUUUUUAGGAGCUCGAGAGACCAUGAUGUUGUCUGCUCCGGGAGUAUUCUUAGUAUUCAUGGGCUUAAUCGGAGGAGAGUUUGUGUUCUUAAGCUCUUCUGGGGCAUUUUUUUUUGAGGCUUUAUCAUCUAGGGAAGCUUGGUUUUGCCCCUACCUAAUGGUUGUAGUGGGGGUAUUCGUAGGGUCUCUGCUGCAGUUACUCUUGUCUAAGCUUUAUGAGUUGCGAUCUAAGUGAAUUUACGGAAUAGUAUUUUUAGACUUAACUUCACGUUCAUUUGUAAGCGAAGGCGGUAGAACUAGGUUUUCUGGGGUAUCCGGAGAUGGAGAAAAUGUCGCUGAAGUUUCUAUUCCGGUAAGAACCCUAGAAGUUGGGUUAGAGUAUCUAUCUGAUUUUCACAAUGUGAUUCAACGGGCUUCUGUUACCGCCGGAGUUAGAGCAAUCUUUGGCUUUAGCGGUGCUUAUGUGUUAUUGUAAAAUGUGAAAAUUGUUGUUUUUCUUGCUUUGGGUAUACUCGUACUAGGGACUCUCUAUGCUGCCUCAUUAUUUUUUUUCAGGGUGUUUCUUAGGUUAGCCAUUCUUGGUGAAGUCGGAGAAAAUUGUAGUGAUUUUUUGUCGUUACUUUCAUUUAUAGUGUAUGUAAGAGGAAUUACUGCUGUAAUUGGGUAUUUUGUGACAUUCUUCCCUAAAAAGUUUGAAGGGCGUGGUCAGAGGUAUUGUGUUGUAAGACUUUCAUAUAUCAUUGGUUUGGGGUUAUACAUUAUUUUUGUUGUGACUUCGCACGGGUACUGUGGAGUUGAUUUAGUUAAUCCGUGAGACUCUACGGGGGUAUUAAGUCUUCACGGGCAGGCAAUUAGGUUUCUGGCACCGAUUUUAUUGGUCGUGAUAGUGGCAGUGGUGGUAAUAUCCAAGCCUGAAUUAAAUGCCCUUCGCCGCUGAAGGCCUUAGUGACACUCGGGGACGAGACUUCAAAAUUAAAAGUUUUAUUCAGGGUUUACCUAUAUUCGGGUUGGAGUAAAGAUUGCUUAAAUAGUUUAAUAAAAUAUCAACUUGUGGCGUUGAAGAUAUCCUCAGUGAUUUUAAGUAAGUGGCACUGUUAUACCUAGUUGUGAGAACUUCUUUUUUGGUUUUGUUUUUAAAUAAAAAAGACCAACUAAUAGGGGUUGCUAAUUUAAUAGCUUUUUGGGCUAUGUACAGUAUUUCAAUGUGGUCAGGUUCUGGGGUUUCUUGAGAAUCCUAUAGGGAGUAUGUUACUAGGGAUAUCUUUAGGGCUAGAAUGGUGACACUGACAUUUUGGGUAUGCGGCGUGAGAAUUUUAGCCAGCGGGUCUAUGGGAACGUUACGGGGGGACUACAAAAGGUUUGUCUGGUUAAUGUUACUACUGUGCGUUCUUUUAAUGGGUUGUUUUUUAGUAAACACAAUAUCUAUUUUCUACGUGUUAUUUGAAAGAACUUUAAUCCCAAUGGUGGCAAUUAUUGCUAUUUGGGGUCAGCAGCCUGAGCGGAUUCCAGCAAUUCGGUACAUUAGGGCCUACACUGUUGGUGGAUCUCUUCCUUUACUUUUUGUAAUUGUUUUUAUGGAGUGUGAACUUGGUAGAAGGUUUAUGUGGUUUUCUACUGCCAAAUCGCAUAUUGACUGAUGGUUUUGGGUUAUAUGUUUCUCUGGGUUUUUAGUAAAAUUCCCUGCAUAUCCUGCACAUACGUGGCUUCCUAAGGCCCAUGUCCAGGCCCCUGUUGGGGGAUCAGUGGUUCUUGCUGGGAUUCUUCUUAAAUUGGGUGGUUAUGGGAUUCUUCGUAUAAUGGCGGUGUUCUCAUAUAGGUUAGAGAAGUUUGGGUUACUGGUAAUCUCUUUCUCGCUAGGGGGAAGAAUUUACGCAGCAUUUAUAUGUUCGCGACAAAGUGACGUUAAAAAGAUAAUUGCGUACUCUUCGGUUUCACAUAUAGCAUUUUGUAUUAUUGGCUUAUUUAGUUGUUUAGAGGUUGGGUUAGCUUCUGCUUUUAUUAUGCUCAUGGGUCAUGGAUUUAUCUCUUCUGGACUUUUUGCUUUGUGCGGCAUAAGAAGUGAGUUAACUCAUACUCGAAAUUUAAAAAUAAUGAGGGGUGCUUGUCGUACUACCCCAGUUCUUACUUUUAUGUGACUUGUUUUUAUUAUAAUGAAUUUAGGAGUUCCUCCUUGCCCAACCAUUAUUAGGGAAGUUUUGGCUGUGGUAAGGGUAAUUUCUGUGGGUCCGUGAGCCUUCUUAUUUCUGGUAGUUUAUUUCUUUGCAAGGGGGGUUUACAGGUUUGGGUUAUACUGUCAACUUGCUCAUGGGCCUGUUCCAGAAGAUCCGGCUAUGUUUGAAGAGGUUAGACCGCGUGAUAUGCUUUCCGUAUUUUUUUUAUUCUAUCCGUUAGCAGAAUUACUUGUUAAGUGAGAUCUAUGAAGCACUCUCUAAAGGUCUUGGUUGAGUGGGCUCAUAAUUUUCUCGUUGUGUAGUAUAUAAAGUACAAAAGAUUGUAACUCUUUAGGAACUGCUGCAGUCGCAAUGACAUGACAAUUCAGUUUUUAGGUUUAGUCGUAUUUUUUUCUAUUUUCUCUUUUUGUUACAUAAGGUACUUUAUUUGGUCUCCUUUAGGAAUAUUCUCGUCAAUAAGAAUAUGGGGUAUUUACAAAAAAAUCUACGUAAGAAGUAUACAUAGAAAAAAAGAGCGAUUUAGGGCUUUAGGCGGAGGAGUAAGAGAAGGCUUAAGGUGAAUUUUUGAUUUCACAAUUACCCUGGUGUUAAUUGGUAUUUUGCCUUGGGGGUUUCCUGGGUUAUCCUCAUGAGAAGUAGUAGCUGGACUAAUGCCUAGGCUUUUUUACUCAGUAAAUAUUUUACAAACGGAUGUGGAUAUUUUCAGAAAAUCUCUUAAGUUUAAGCAGUCUGUAAUGAAGUCCUUUCUUUAUUUUCCCUUAUUAGUUUUGAGGGUGGUUAUUCGCCCUGUAACACUUACGGUUCGGAUAUUAGCAAAUGCGCUGGUCGGGGCCGUUGUUUGCCACUCUUUAGCUAAAAUAGUGGCAUAUGGUGUUGCUUAUUCUAAGUUUUUGUCCCCCAAAACCAUAUUAUGAUUUGGUGUUAUUUUAAUUUGGGAGUUAGUGGUCAUAUUGGUUCAAAGGUCGCUAUUUUUGGGGCUGUCAAAGAUUUAUUUUCGGCCAACCCCAGUUAAGUUUAAAGUGGCGGUUAAGUAAGGAAAGAAUAGCUUAAAGAAUGUAAAGCGUUUGACUGUUAAUCAAGGGCUCCCGGAACGGGUUCUUUCUGCUUUAAUUUUUGAUAAAAUAAUUUAAGACAGGGUAGUUUAAUAAGAAUAAUAAAUUGCAAAUUUGGGGGUACAAAUGUUUUGUUCCUGUCUUUGCUUUAGGACUGUGAUUAAAAGCCCGGGCUGUAAGUUAAGUAAAAACUAUCAGACUUCAAAUCUGAAAAUAUCUUUCUUUGGUCAGCCUGAUUAUUUAACAGUUUAAUAAAAUUAAAAGGGGAAAUGCUCUUCGAGCGUUAGGGUUCGACAGCUGUUCCCCAAGUGUAUUAUUCUUUGGCUGGCUUACUUUUUAUGAUAUUGGGUGUUUAUUUUGCAUUACUUGUAAAUUUUGUGACUAGGUUGUUUUGGAUUUGAGUUGCAAUGGAUCUAAGAACCAUUUUUUUGGUCCCUUUUCUAUGUUGCGGGAUAUCAUUAACAGGGAUAAAUCAGUGGUAUAAGGGGUCUGCGACAUAUUUCGUAGUUCAGUUUAUGGGGAGCGCAAGAAUUUUAUAUUCCGGGCUUACAAUGUGGGAACCGGCUUUUGAGCUUGUGGGGGUAAUUUUCUUAGUUUCGGGGUUUGUGUUAAAAUUAGGGCUUUUCCCCCUUCACUUUUGGGUGCCCCGAGCCUUUGUAAAUUUUCACUAUCCAGCGAUUUACUUAACUGGAGUAGUGCAAAAAGUUUUUCUUAUUUUAGCCCUCCCUUAUGUUAACUCUAUCGGGUAUAUUAACUCACUAAUUGGGCUGAGGGCGCUUUGUAGAGUCCUUUAUGGGCCAGUUGCUAUGUUCAACUGCACUAAUAUUAAAACCUUUCUGUCUUAUUCUUCUAUUAAUAAUACUGGCCUAAUAGUUGCUUGUUGUAAUAUUAGAAAGUAUCUGUUUUUAUUUUACGCUAUUUGUUAUUCAGUAAGGAUGUUAUUUUUGGUUUUAAUCCUCAGGGCUUGCAUGUCUGACAACAUUAAAGAGAUAGGCGCUAGGAUGCCUAAUUUUUAUUUUUCUAGGUUCUUGGCAAUAGGUUUAAGGUUUUCUGGGUUUCCUCCGUUUACUGAUUUCUGUGCAAAGUUUGCGGUUGUCACUGGCUAUGUUGAUUACGCAAUAUGAGGGUAUAUUUUAGCAAUUUUAUUAAGGAGGGUUAUUAAUCUAUUAGUUUGAAUUUGGUUAAGUGUGGUGAUCAUCCGAGCCAUGCCGUCUGAAGGCAGUUGUGGGCCUACUUUUGUAGAUAGGUGCGUCAAUUACGGGUGCAUUCUGUGGAAUGCUACAGGUGGUGUGGUUUUGAUAUUAUUUUACUAAGUUAGAUUUAGUUUUACAGUUAAAAGGUAAAUUAAUUUUAAACAAACAUGAUAAAAGGUAUGUCCGGAAUUUAUGAAUUCCUCGAUGCCACUAAGAUACGUAAUCUGAAGUGGUUUAUCCCGUGUCCUGUAUUACUUUACGGUAAGCGGGAAUAUAUUAUGUCUACAAAUCAUUUAGAUAUCGGAAGGUUUUAUAUGGUUUUUGGGUUUUGGUCUGUUCUGGCUGGAACAAGAUUUAGGUCGCUAAUUCGGUGAAGUUUAUUCAAUCCGGGGGCUAAGUUUUUAGACCCCGUAUGCUAUAAUGCUGUAGUAACAAUGCAUGCCUUAGUAAUAAUUUUCUUCUUUGUUAUGCCUGUUAUGAUUGGGGGAUUUGGUAACUGACUAGUGCCGCUAAUGCUUGAGGUUCCUGACAUACAAUUUCCGCGGGUUAACGCUUUUAGUUUUUGGGUCCUACCCGCGUCUUUGUAUUUCAUAGGAAUUUCAGGAUUUGUUGAAAAUGGAGUUGGGGCUGGUUGAACUAUCUACCCGCCAUUAUCAACUUUUUCUUAUCAUGGUAUGUGUAUGGACUUAGCUAUUCUAAGGCUCCAUUUGGCUGGUAUUAGGUCAAUUUUUAGGUCAAUUAACUUCAUGGUGACUAUUAAAAAUAUGCGCUCUGUAGAUGGGCACUUAUUAAGACUAUUUCCGUGGUCUAUUAAAGUGACUUCCUUCUUAUUAUUGACAACUUUACCUGUGUUGGCUGGGGGUCUUACUAUGUUACUAACUGAUCGUCACUUUAAUACUUCUUUUUUUGAUCCUGUAGGUGGCGGGGACCCGGUUUUAUUCCAACACUUAUUCUGGUUCUUUGGUCAUCCUGAGGUAUAUGUUCUUAUUCUUCCUGGGUUUGGAAUGAUCUCCCAUGUUUUGUGUUUUUGAUCUAGAAAAAAGACUGCUUACGGGAAUAUGGGGAUGUUCUAUGCAAUAUUGAAUAUUGGGUUUUUAGGAUUUAUUGUGUGGGGUCAUCACAUGUUUGUGGCUGGAAUGGAUAUUGACACGCGAGCUUAUUUCAGAGCAGCAACUGUUAUUAUUGCUGUACCGACUGGAAUUAAGGUAUUUGCUUGAAUUGCUACAAUAAUGGGGUCACAAGUUUCAACGCAUGCCCCUAUGUUAUGGUCUACCGGUUUUAUUGUCUUAUUUACAAUUGGUGGUCUAACCGGCCUUAUUUUAUCCAGUGCUUCUAUUGACGUAACUCUUCACGACACCUAUUUUGUAACUGGUCAUUUUCACUAUGUUUUAUCAAUGGGGGCAGUAUUUACAAUUUUAGCCGGAUUUACUCACUGAUUCCCAUUAUUUUCUCGAGUAAUGCUUCAUCGUCAAAAGAUAAAGAGGCAUUUUGUUGCGAUGUUUUUAGGAGUAAACAUUGCUUUCUUGCCUCAUCAUUUCUUAGGAUUAGCUGGAAUACCACGCCGAGUGGCAGAUUAUCCUGAUCAGUUUUGAUUUUGAAAUAAAGUGUCUACUUUUGGGUCACACCUAAGAACAGCUUCUUUGCUCUUUUUUGUAUUCUUAGUGUGGGAAGCUUUUAUUGCCCAUCGGCCUGUGGUUUCUGUUCGUAAUAGAUCAAGAUCUCCGGAGUGGUCAGUAAUGGUAAAUCUUCCUAAGCACGCUGCUUUGGAGUCAGCCAAAAUGUUGAAGGAUCCAGCGAAAAAGUAUUUAGGCAGGCGUUUGUAAGUAGUUUAGUAAUUAUGGGGUGGACUCUACUAUGAAAGUGAGUUAUAAAAUUCUUUUCAGAAUGCUGUACGCUACGGUUUCUAUUGGUGCGUUUAAGCUUCAAUAUAGAAGAGUAUUUAAGGGUAAAAUUUUAAAAAUUUUUGCGCGUAGUAUCUAGUAAGAUAGAAGGGAGUGAAAAUAUUUUAGCUCAUGAUGCCUUAAAAAAGAUAAGGGACACUCUAUUAGGAUAAUUUAUCUUAUGGUCAGUUUUAGUAUAAGUUUACAUUACAGGGGCCUUGUAAGUCCCAAAUUUGCCUAAGCAAAGACUGAUGUAAAUAGAGUAUGGCCUUAAUUUAUUUGGGCUUGAAGUAAAGAAAGGUUAAAAAUAUUUGGUUCUGGUAUACUGUUAAUCGAGAGUUCUUUGAUAUACACAAUGUAGGAAAUUUUCGUGAUGUGCUAAUUUAAAAUAAGAGAUAAGUUUGAGCGCUAUCAUAACCUAAAUGGUGCAGUUGCAGUAGUAUGAGCAUAAGUGCUAGACGAUGACGCGAAAAAAAUCACAACUCAAGUGGACAACCCUGGACUCAAUGAGUUAGCGCUCGAAACGAACAAGAAACUGUAUAAUAUAAGCCAAAAUGGGUGCCAGCAGCUGCGGUCAUACCCUUUGAAGACGGGUUAAUAGAGGUACAGCCUAGAGGCGGUUAGUCAGGUAUGAAGAUGCAUUGACAUACGCUAAGUUAUAGAGGUCAAAUUCUAAGUAAGACUUAGAGGCGGUCCUUUGCUUGCAUAAAGAUGAUUCCGCGAAAUUAUGGGAAUAAACCUGGAUUUGAUACCCAAUUAUUCCAUAACGCCAAGGAUAACGGCUAUAAGGUAUUAGCUGGUUGCUAGGGAACUACGAGCAGCUGCUUAAAACUCGAAGAACUUGGCGGUUCCAUAAAGCCAUCCAGAGGCUCUUGGCGCUUAAUCCGAUGAUCCGCGUGAUAUCUUACCUGCCCUAUAUGGCAUCGUACUGCCGUCCAAAGUAUAUGAUGUGAGUAGACCAAAAUAGACGUCACCUUGAGCGGCAAACAUAAAUAAAGUGUGCUGUUUUGAGACAAAGUCAGGUCGAAGCGUUCCUUAUGGGUAAGGGGUUUGCUGAGAGACAAUUUUUUUAGUUAUAUCAAGCCCUGUGGUUGAAACACUCAAGUUUUGAAAAAUCUGGCGAGGGGGAUUUGGGAGUAAAUAGAAAGUAAUUCAUUCUAUUGAAGAGUCGUUACUAUGGUGCGUACAAAUCGCCCGUCACCCUAGCCGAAAGGAGAGGUAAGUCGUAACAUGGUAAGGGUAGGGGAACCUGCUCUUGUAAUAAAGCUUUAAAUUUUUUGUGCGGGGUAAACUAUACCUUUAAAUUCGGUUUUUAGAAGAGAUUUAGUUUGGUAAAUUUUUAGUGUAUAAGCACUUUUAGUAUAAUUAGUAUAUUUGUCUUCCAAACAAAAGGUUUCCUGUAUGGAAAAAGUGUAAAUGAUAAAAAAGCGGCAUAUGUAUGGUUAUCGAACACCCCGAAAGCUUCCUCGAACCCCGUUUCAUAUUGUAGACCCGAGUCCCUGACCUGUUCUCAUAAGAAUCGGAUUAUGGGGUUUAGCUACAAUUUUUAUUUGUUGGGUAAAUAAAGUAGAUUACGGACAUCUAUUUUGGGGUGUGCUUAUCAUCGCUUUAACUGUUUAUGGAUGAACUCGAGAUAUUGUAAACGAAUCUACUUUUCAAGGGUUCCAUACUAAAAAAGUUCAGAUAGGAAUUUCUUUAGGUUUUAUUUUAUUCUUAAUUUCUGAGUUAAUAUUAUUUUUUUCGUUUUUUUGGGCAUUUUUUCACAGAUCUAUAUCACCUUCUGUCGAGAUUGGUUGUUGUUGACCUCCUGUGGGAGUUGAGUGUUUAGAUUGAAGAAAGGCUCCUUUACAUAAUACGGCUCUUUUAGUUGCCUCAUCAUGUACCGUAACGUCUAGGCACAAAUACCUGAAAGACGGAAACUUUACUUACGCGGUUGCGCUAUUAGUUAUAACGGUAUUUUUAUCCGGAUUUUUCGUAAAGAAUCAGUAUGACGAGUAUUCUUGAGCCUCUUUUUCAAUUGCGGAUGGGGUAUACGGAAGUGCUUUUUUUAUGUUGACCGGGCUUCACGGAAUGCACGUGAUUGGCGGUACGUGUGGUUUAUUAUACUCAUUAGCCCGGCUUUUGUUACGGCAGUUUUCUACCCGCCGUCAUCUUGGGUAUGUUCUAGCUAUUUGGUAUUGGCAUUUUGUAGACAUUGUUUGACUUGCCUUGUUUUUUAUUAUUUAUAUUUGAGGAUCUUAGGCUAGUAAAGUAUUGUGCCAGAAUUUUAUGGGCUUUGUUGAUGUCAAAGAUUAUGAGGGAAUUCCUCCAAUGCUUAGGUUAAGUUACAAAAUAGGCUUUAGCCGUGUGAGUAAUAUUCGGGCUAGUGUAAAAUAGCACAUAAAAUUUUCACUUUUAUAGAGGGGGUGUCCCGCCCGGAUAAAAAGAGUACAGGAGUGACAAGCAUGGUCGAAAUGCUUGAUUCUGUAAAGUGGUCGAUAAUGGUGCCCUUAUAAUGAAAGGUGCAUACUUUUCAGCAAUAAAAUAUCCUUGUCCUCCAAAUUUAAAUAUCUGAUGAAACAUAGGUUCAAUGCUGUUUGUAACAUUAAUAAUUCAAAUUUUGAGGGGUAUUAUACUUAGAAUAAACUAUACUGCAGAUGGGAGGUUGGUGACUAGAAGAAUAAACUACAUUCUACGAGAUGCUAACUACGGGUGAGCUCUACGGAGAACUCAUAUAGCUGGGGCUUCUUUAUUUUUUGCUUUAAUCUAUAUUCACGUAGGGCGUGGUGUUUACUACGGAAGGUAUAUAAAGCUACCUCAUGUUUGAUACAGUGGGGUUACUCUUUAUCUUUUAUCUAUGGGGGUAGGAUUCUUAGGAUACGUUCUUCCUUGGGGGGUAAUGUCCUACUGGGGGUUGACUGUAAUUUCUAAUAUAAUGACAGUUUUUCCUGGGGGGGCUCGAGCUUUAGAAUGAUUUCAAGGCGGUUUCACUAUCUCUACAUUUACCCUUAAACGCGUAUUUGUGCUACACUUUUUACUACCCUUUGUAAUUUUAGGGAUGAGGUUGGUACAUGUAUUACUGCUACAUGAAAAGGGGUCUAGAAAUCCUUUAGGGGUCGAUUCAAGAGAGCUGGUUGUGCCUUUUCAUCCUUAUUACACCUCAAAAGAUCUGGUGGGGUUUACAUUUAUACUAGCAGGGUUAAUUGCUUUAGCAUUUACUUUCCCUAAGUUUACCGCUGACCCCCUUCAAUGGCAGGGGAUUAAUAAAAUAAAAACUCCCGCUGUUAUUAAACCAGAGUGGUACUUCCUGUAUGCAUAUGCUAUUUUGCGAUCUGUUCCUCAUAAAGCGGGCGGUCUUGCGCUUAUGUUUGCUGCGAUUUUAGGUAUCGCUCUUUUGCCUACAUUAGCAAAAUACUCGAAAACCCAAAGAAUGGUAAUAUCCCCGCUUGGGGAGGCAUUAUUUUUCAUCUGAGUAGCAAAUUUUGUGUUUUUAGGUAUUAUCGGAUCUCAGGAGCCUGCUGGAGCGUGGAUUUUGGCUGGACAAGUUGGAACAUUCGUUCACUUGUUUUGUAUGCUUUCCAUUCCGGCAGCAAACUUGAAAUGAGAAAAUAUGGUUUUCAAUGGAUUUGAGUUGAGGCAGUAAGUUGAAAAAUGAGAUAUUGAUGUCAAAUAUAUUUUCAAAAUAGGGUCACAUUUGCCGGGAUACGAGUCCAGUGAGUGUUUGGAAUGUACUGUGCAGUUUUAACUCUAAUUUUUAUUUUUGUGAUGCUUAGGGUAGUAAUGUGUUUAGUAUCUCCCCAUCAAUUUUUGUAUGCUCAAACUGACCAUACACUAGAGCGUAUUUGGGGUUUAGUGCCACUUUUGAUUUUAACUUUUCUAUCUUGGCCUUCUAUGGGGCUACUAUACGCAAUGUCUGAAUUGGAGACUCCUCUAAUCACAGUUAAAUGCGUUGGGCACCAGUGAUAUUGAGAGUACGAGUACUCAGAUUUUGCUGUAAUUUCUUACAACUCCUACAUAGUUCCUGAGAAGGAGUUAAAUUUAGGUGAGCCGCGGUUAUUAACUGUAGAUAAAUCUAUGGUAUUACCAUUUUCUGUGUGGUGUCGUGUAUUAACAACUUCGUUCGAUGUAAUUCAUUCAUGGACAGUUCCGGCUUUCGGGGUGAAGUCUGAUGCUGUCCCUGGUCGGCUUAGAGAGUCUAGCGUAAAAGUAGAAAUGCCCGGUGUCUUUUGGGGCCAAUGUUCUGAAAUCUGCGGAGCCUUACAUAGGUUUAUACCAAUUCGGGUGGAAGUUGUGAGGUGUCGAGUGUUUGAGCAGUGAAUAAGGGUGCUUGAAGAUGCUAUAGCUUAGUUUGCAAGAUGGAUUAAAUUUAGAUCGUCGGGCUCAUGCCCCGAAGGUGCGGCUUAAUUGCAGCUUUUGCAGUAAAGAAAGUUCCUUUCUAAAGGCUGGUGUCUUGAAAAUACCAUGAUGGGAGGGAAGAGCUCUCAACUUUCUUAGUGAAAGGUUUAGCUGUUUUAGUUAGAAUAAGAAUGGUUUUAUUAAUACUUUGGUCUUGAGCUAUUUAUAGAAGGGCUUCACUUAGAAUGCCGGAUAUUGAGUCCGAUUUGACAGUUUUGUAGUGCCGCUAUAACCGGAAAAGUAGUCUAAAUUAAGGACGUCGGUUUCAUAAUCCGAAAGUAGAAAAAUUAACUCUUUUCUAUAGUUAAGUUAGGGGGAUAAGUGGUCUUACACUGUGACUUCUAAUCACAAAUGGCGCAAUUCGAUUUUGUGCUCCUUCUUGGUGGCCAUGUUGGCAGAGAAGUGCGUUAAAUUUAAGCUUUAAAAAAUGCGGGUGCGCCGCACAUGGUUAUACUGAAGCUAGUUAAAAUAAUAAUAAGUGCUUUGGGAGCACUAGUUCCUUUAAUGGGGCUUUAGAUUUGGGUGUAAAGAAUGUUUUACUGAUAAAAAACUUUUAGCGGGCAAAGUAUAGGAGAAUUAGAAAUGCCUGAUAACUUAAGACUUAGUCUGGUAAGAUCUAGAGUAAUUGUAAAAAAGCUUUAGUUGUAUUAGUACCUUUUGUAUAAUGGCCUUUCAAGAGUUUUUACCUUAGAGGUUUUUCCUGAAUUGAGAAGAUUUUUUAGGGGUUACAAGGUUAGUGAUGUAAGAAAUCUUUCAAUCCCCUGAAAGAUGUGAUAUGCAAUAUCGGGUUUCGGUGUAGCUGGUUGCGUGAAAAAUGCUUUUAGGUGCAGCUUUAAAACUGUUUUACGUGCAGAAGUGUAAGUGCAUGGGGUAAAGUUUUAGAAGUGACUGGUUCGGCUAAAGGUCGUGCUUAAUUGCUUUCCAAAAUUUUCGUGCCUUAAAAAGAGAAAUUGGAUUUAAAAUGUCCAUUUUGGAAAGAGUAUUUAACAACUUGUCUUUUGAGUGUGCGGGCAUAAUAAUUUAGGUUAAAAUAAGGAGGCGUUUAAUGUAUCACGCGGCUACUUAAAAUAAUAAAAGAUAGAACUUUAUGCUAGGAUUAGUAGCAAUAAUAAAAACAAAUAAACUGCUUAUUAAACUGGUGUAAUAUUGAGUCCAGUGAAAAUUACCGGGAAAUAGUAUAAGUUUAUUACCAGGUGCUUACAACACUUAAAUAGAAAAGUUUUCUUUUUCCGAUUAGGCACAAAAAUCGUGGCAAGAAGUGAAAUAUUUACGUUCGGUUUCGGCCCGAUUUUUGGCUAAAGUUUAAAAGCCCUUGCUAUACUCCGGCAAUACUGUGCUGCCUUACUCUGAGUUUUACUGGGUUUUCAUUUAUGAAGUUAUUAAGAAAACAAAAUGUGUUAUGGUGUAUGAGCACGAAAGUUUUUGGUACUUUAGGAGCUUGUAAUUUCAAGCUGGCACAUAAAAUGAUUUUGGGAAUGGUUAUAGUUAUUAUGGUUUUAUCUGUAAUUCCAAUUGUUUUUUCAUGCUGAUUUUCGGGUUUACCUAAAGAGGGGUAUGAUUGGGAUAAGUCAUCUCCAUAUGAAUGUGGGUUUAUCUCUGUUAAAAAUCCAGGAGACUUUUCUUCUCGAUUUUUUCAUUUAGUCAUUUUAUUUUUAGUUUGAGAUGUUGAAAUCGUUCUUCUUGUCCCAUGUUUUCAGGAUUUGUUUGGUUGAUCGCCUGAGGGAGCCGGGGCCGUGCUGUUUGUAUUGAUUCUAGUAUACGGACUUUAUUACGAAAUAAUAGAGGGGACUAUUAAGUGGGCCUUACACGAGAAUUAAAGGGGGCUGUAGCUUAAGGUUUAGAGCUUCGAGCUUUUAACUCGAGUGUGGGUGUGUCUCCGGCCUCAAUAAACCGGGAGGAGCAGGCUAGGUUAGUAUGAUCUAAAAAGUACGUCGAAUUUAGGUUUCGAAAGAAGGUGUAUUAAUGCCUGCUUGGUUGGGUAAGUAGCCUAAGAUAAGGUAUGACAUUGAAGCUGUUAGGAUGGCUUAAGAGUAAGCCCUAACCCAGGUGAGACCCACCAGUUCGGUACUUUAAGAAAAAAGACGAAGUUUGCAUCUUCGCAAUGAGAUGUUCUCCCGAACUUUAUGAGAGGUGAAUACUAUUUGUACCUCACUUUAAUAACUAUUUUUGUAUAUUUAGGGGUUUUAUUAAGAGUGGCUUACUUUACUUUAAUAGAGCGAAAAAGCUUAAGAUCUUUUGGAGUUCGUUUGGGUCCAGAUAAAACUAGUUUUUUAGGUUUUGCUCAGCCUAUUACAGACGGUAUUAAGCUUUUCAUAAAGGAGUUUGUUGUUCCAGCAAACUCAGCUAGAAUUGUAUUUUUAGCAAUUCCGUCCAUUUCUCUGAUUUUAUGUCUUUUGGGGUGGCAGAUUUUCCCGUCUUUUGCGGUAUCUAACUGAUAUUCUAAUGAUAUCUUAUUUUUCUUGGUAGUAAGUAGGUUAAAUGCACACAUCGCUAUUAUAAGAGGGUGGUCUUCUAAUUCUAAGUAUUCUAGGGUUGGGGGUGUUCGUGGAUUUGCUCAGGUUAUCUCUUAUGAAAUUUGCCUUAGAAUUUGUUUAGUUGUAGUGGUGAUUGUGAGGGGGAGAAUAAGAUUUUUUUCUAUUGCUGAGUCGGGGUGGUCUAUUUGGUGGGGAUUCUUUUGGCUCCCUGUGGUGUUGCUGUGGUUAACCGUAUGUUUAGCGGAGGCUAAUCGAGCACCAUUUGAUUUAGUAGAGGCGGAGUCUGAGCUUGUUUCCGGGUUUAACACCGAGUAUUCUGCUGGAGGUUUUGCUUUGUUAUUUAUUGCAGAGUACGGGAUAAUUUUGUUAUUGUGUUCGGUUACUGUUUUUAGGUUUUUUCAAAACCCUAACAUGCUGUAUGUAGCUGGGUUAUGUUGAGCAUUUCUAAAAGUUAUGCUGCUUGUGUUCUUCUUUAUUUGGUCUCGUGCAGCACUUCCUCGAUUGCGGUAUGAUUUUCUGAUGGUGGCAUGUUGGUCUAGUCUUCUUCCCUUCAUUUUAGGUGUUUAUUGUCUUAUUUUCUUUGUGUCUAAGGUUUAAAGUGAGUUCGUCGUUUGUUUUAUAUAGUAUUACAGUGUGUGUUUUGGUGAGGGCAAUAUUAAAGCAUUUUUCUAACUUUUUAAGCUAUUUAAUCCUAGUCGAGGGGGCAUGCGUUGGACUUGGAGCUAUAUUAAUGUACGCCGAAAGUUACAUUCCUGCUUACGGUCUAUUUAUGUUCCUAGUCUUAGUUGCAUGUGAGACUUCUUUGGCAUUGGGUUUGAUAGUGGGGAUUAUACGCAAUCCUGAGUCAGGUGUCUACUCUUUAUAUUCUUACGGGGAGUAAAAAAUGCAAAGAGCAAUUAGUACAACUUAAGUAUACUGGCUUGUCAUGCCAGAGGUACGCAUAAUUUAUUGCGGAUUGCUCUAAGUAAAGUGUUUUAUUGUGGCGCUGAAAGUUUUUUGUAAGCCCAGUAGCCGAUAAGUUACUUUUUAAUUUUAACUUACUUAAAAGUAGCUUUCGGUUGGAGUAAAAAUUAGAUUGAUUUUUUUAAAAAAAUAAACAAACUUUUAAAAAUUUUUUUGUGCAAUUCGUAUAGUGAGUAGGGAGUGAAAUAUAAUAUAGAAUAGGAAAGACUCUAAUAAUAGGGUAUGAGUAUAAAUAUAAAUAAUAGUAGUUAUAGAUAGUAUGUUAAAGGGGAUCUAGUUACAAGUGGGAAGGAAUGAGUUUCCGGGGGUCUAGAAUCCGGGUAUACCUGGGGUAUACCCAUGAAAUGAUAGAUGUAUAAAGUGUGUAAUAAGGGGUUAUAUGGCGAACAAAACUAAUACUGGUAGUUAUAAAAGACAGUUCAAGUUGAGUCAGGAUAUAAAGAAAAAUUUGUAGAAAAACAUAGCAAAAGGAACUCGGCAAAGCAUGGCCUCGCCUGUUUAACAAAAACAUCACUAAGAGAACCUCACUCUUAGCAGUACCUGCCCAGUGCAAAAUUGUAAACGGCCGCCCUAGCGUGAGGGUGCCAAGGUAGCGAAAUUCCUUGCCUUUUAAUUGUAGGCCUGCAUGAAUGGAUUGACGAGGGCCAGUCUGUCUCUUGCUUUGUGUAGUGAAAUUGGACUGAAGGUGAAGAUACCUUCAUAUAAAAGUUAGACAAGAAGACCCCGUGCAGCUUUUAAAAAUUUGUUAAUUAAGAGCAGUAGAUUUUUAGGUGGGGCGCCUAGGAAGUAAAACUUAACCUUCAUUAUAAUUUCUUUUGAAUUAAAAUAACUUUCUGGUGUAGACCCGGCAAGUCCGAUCGUAGGAGAAGUUACGCCGGGGAUAACAGGCUUAUCCAUUAGUAGAGCUCGUAUUGGCUAAUGGGAUUGGCACCUCGAUGUUGAAUUAAGGAUGAUAGCUCUAAGGCGUAGAAGCUUUAGAAUGUGGGUCUGUUCGACCUUUAAUACCUUACGUGAUUUGAGUUCAGACCGGCGUAAGCCAGGUCGGUUUCUAUCUUCUUUUAGAAUUUUCUUUUGGCUUGUACGAAAGGACUGCUGAGAGAGGAAAUUUCCUUGAUUUUAGAAUUGUUUCUAAGGUAGUAUGAAUGUUUUA
Molecule: messenger RNA, 18962 nt
Organism: Saccostrea echinata
Lineage: Eukaryota; Metazoa; Mollusca; Bivalvia; Ostreida; Ostreidae
Product: NADH-ubiquinone oxidoreductase chain 1-like
Exons: 1
Biological process (GO): aerobic respiration
Cellular component (GO): membrane
Molecular function (GO): NADH dehydrogenase activity
Source: RefSeq, a predicted model, not a curated record